UCUCUAAACGAAUUGAUCGGCAUCAAACAUUACUGAAGAGCAAAAUGGCGCAAGAGGCGAUGAGCAAGUACAGGCAAUUCGGCUUCUUGGUGGACGCUGGAGUAGAGGUGAGUCCUGAUGAGUACCUAACCAAACCGGGCAAGAUUGACGACCUUCUCCGAAAGGGCGCCAUUUACAAAGAUAAGAAGAAGAGGUUUUGGGUUGAUGGCCACGGACAUACCUGCUUCACAAUCUAUGCUAAGGGACUCCACAUCACCAACGGGGAUAGACCAAUAUAUUGGCAAUGGACGACUGACAGCGAUCGCAUCGAAGUGGCAAAAGCGCUGAAGGCGAGGUGGCUAGAAGUCAAGGGAUCGUUUUGGACGAUGGAUCUUUCGCCGGAGACGCUGUACAAAGUCUCGUUUCUGACGAGGAUGGAGGGGAGUCAGGGGACGUCCGUCAACAGCAUGGCCGAGCACACGGUGAGCCUGAGACUGACUCUCCCGGACGGGAACAACCAAGAGAGACAAGCGAUCUUGCCCAAAAAAGAAGGGCAACCACCCGGUCCAUGGCACGAGCUGGAGGUGGGGCUGUUCACCGUGACAACAGAUAAUGUGGGCAAGAUGGAAUUUUCCAUGCAGAGAUCGUUCGGACGAUGGAUGGGAGGGCUCGUCAUCGGGGGCGUUGAGAUCAAGCCCGUGUGAUCACAAGCAGUUAUACAAAUAUAUGUAAUAAGAGCGAAUCCGGAUGAAUUGCUUUCGUGGGUGUGACUAUAGUGUUACGUGUGUAUGGUCGCGCGCCCGUGUAUGCUGGGCGCAUUUUAUGUACUAAUGUCUUUCUAUUUCCGGGCCCUCGUCUCAUUGUCUAUGAUAUAUGUCCGUCUAUCGGUCUUAUGUUACUAGCCAAUAAUGGGAGGUAAAUCAAAGUGUUAGUCAAACAUAGUUUGAUUUAUGCUUUACCAUUUUAAUAUAUAAAAGUCAUUUGGGUAUUUAAUUAUUCACUUCACAUUUA
Molecule: messenger RNA, 990 nt
Organism: Rhodamnia argentea
Lineage: Eukaryota; Viridiplantae; Streptophyta; Magnoliopsida; Myrtales; Myrtaceae
Product: protein PHLOEM PROTEIN 2-LIKE A1-like
Exons: 3
Coding region: 45-683 (212 amino acids)
Source: RefSeq, a predicted model, not a curated record